AUGGAACUGAAAACAGAAGAGGAGGAAGAGAAAGUAAGAGGAACAGAGUAUAAACCGCUUUGUUAUGACACAGCAUUAGAUAAUGUUAUCAAAUCAACUGCUGAUAAUGGAAGCAAUAAUGAAAUAAUUCAAGGAGAAACAAGAAAGGGAAAGUUAAGUUUAUUCCAACUCUCAGUAAGUUCCGCCUCUCAUCUUACCCUCUCUGUUAAUAUCCUUUUAUUUUUCAUUAAACUUGCUGCAUCCAUUCAAUCAGGAUCACUCUCAGUAGUAUCCAGUCUCAUUGAUUCAGCUCUAGACCUGUUCUCUGGAGUAACCAUUGGAAUCACUAGUUACCUAAUGCAUAAUUAUAACCAGUAUCAGUAUCCAGCAGGCAGAAAUAGACUAGAGCUUAUUGCUAUUAUCAUCACUGCUGCUGUAAUGGGGACUGCAGCUCUACAAAUCAUCACUACAUCCGUUACUGAUAUUAUUAAUAAUUCCAUCAAUCCAAACAUUAAUGGGUUCUCUGGUUCUAUAAUAGGACUCACAAUCCUGUUGAAAGGUAUCCUCUUUUUGCUUUGUUAUCGACUUGACAGUCCUUCUGUAAAAGCACUCAAUGGAUCACAGAAAUGA
Amphimedon queenslandica is the source of this 609-nucleotide messenger RNA. RefSeq names its product metal tolerance protein 11-like. Gene Ontology annotation, biological process: monoatomic cation transport; transmembrane transport. NCBI's taxonomy places the organism in Eukaryota, Metazoa, Porifera, Demospongiae, Haplosclerida, Niphatidae. The transcript has a single exon. The record is from RefSeq and is a predicted model, not a curated record. Gene Ontology annotation, cellular component: membrane. Gene Ontology annotation, molecular function: monoatomic cation transmembrane transporter activity. The coding region runs from base 1 to 609 and encodes 202 amino acids.